AAAUCUCUCGAGCUCUACCCGAAUGCCGCACGCGGAGCUCGCCUGUUGAACCCGCCGCCUCCGCUUCACUUCCAAUUCGAAUCGCCUCCGCCGCGCCGCCGCCAUCAGCUUUGCUUGCUUCUUCUAGAAUUCCUCGGCCUGCCGAAUCGAACGCUCCACCGCCUCGGCGCACCCUCACCGGAGCCGGGCCCCCACCGCCCGCCGCUAAACCCUAGCUGCCGCCGGCGACCGCCGCCAUGAGCCGCUUCGACGGCCGUGCGGCGGACCCCAGCUCCUACCGCGACCGCCGCAGUGAGGGGGCGUUCGGUGGCGGGACGAGGGCGUUCGCGCCGUCGGGAAAGCCGGAUGCUGCCGCCGCGGCGGCCGCGGCGGAGCUGGACGGGCUGCCGCGGUUCGAGAAGAACUUCUACGUGGAGGUUCCCGCGGUGGCCGGCAUGACGGCGGAGGAGGUCGAGGCCUACCGCCGCCGCCGGGAGAUCACCGUCGAGGGCAACGACGUGCCCAAGCCGGUGCGCGACUUCCGCGACGUCGGCUUCCCAGAAUACGUGUUGCAAGAAAUCACAAAAGCUGGCUUUACAGAACCUACCCCUAUCCAGUCACAAGGUUGGCCAAUGGCACUGAAGGGGCGUGAUCUUAUUGGCAUUGCUGAAACAGGAUCUGGAAAAACACUUGCUUACCUUUUACCUGCCAUUGUUCAUGUUAAUGCUCAGCCUAUUCUAGCUCCUGGUGAUGGUCCGAUUGUUCUUGUGUUAGCCCCUACACGUGAACUUGCUGUCCAGAUACAGCAGGAGACAACAAAAUUUGGUGCAUCAUCAAAGAUAAAAAGCACAUGCAUAUAUGGUGGUGUCCCAAAAGGUCCUCAAGUUCGUGAUCUUCAAAAAGGUGUUGAAAUUAUUAUAGCCACGCCAGGAAGACUAAUUGAUAUGAUGGAAUCACAUCACACAAAUUUGCGGAGGGUCACAUACCUUGUUUUAGACGAGGCAGAUCGAAUGCUAGACAUGGGUUUUGAACCUCAGAUUAAGAAAAUUGUUUCUCAGAUUCGUCCAGAUCGACAAACUCUUUACUGGAGUGCUACCUGGCCAAAGGAAGUUGAGCUGCUAGCAAGGACUUUCCUUUUUGAUCCAUACAAGGUUAUAAUUGGUUCUGAAGAACUGAAAGCUAAUCAUGCCAUUUGUCAGCAUGUAGAGAUAUUAUCUGAGAGCCAGAAGUAUAACAAGUUGGUCAAUCUACUGGAGGAUAUAAUGGAUGGCAGCCGAAUUUUAAUAUUCAUGGACACCAAGAAAGGGUGCGAUCAGAUCACCAGACAGCUUCGAAUGGAUGGUUGGCCUGCUCUGUCUAUCCAUGGUGACAAGAGCCAAGCUGAAAGAGAUUGGGUUCUUUCUGAAUUCAAGUCAGGGAAAAGCCCCAUUAUGACAGCUACUGAUGUUGCUGCUCGAGGCUUAGAUGUUAAGGAUGUCAAGUAUGUCAUUAACUAUGACUUUCCGGGGUCUCUGGAGGAUUAUGUUCAUCGCAUUGGUCGAACUGGCAGAGCUGGAGCAACAGGGACAGCCUACAGCUUUUUCACGGCUGCUAACGCCAGAUUUGCCAAGGAUCUUAUUAGCAUUUUAGUUGAAGCCGGACAGAAGGUCAGCCCUGAAUUAGCUAAUAUGGGCCGUGGUGCACCACCUCCUUCUUUGGGUCAUCGUGAUAGAUACAGAGGGCAUGGAGGUGGUCGUUCAUGGAGCUGACAUUAAAAUAUUCAGUUGUUGCAAACAGCGAUAUUUGACCUUUCUUUGUGGAUGAUCAUGUAUUUCUGGCUCACUGGAUCUUUUGGCUAGUGUCCGGUAAAGGUGGAUUUAUUUACUUUGGAUACCAUGCUGUGUUGACUGAAACUUUUUCACCCAUUCUGUCUAAUAGCUAGAAAUGUGUCACAAUCAUGCAGUUUCAGUAGAAAAUAGUUCAGCUGUCAGUUUUGCUGAGUCACAGCGAAACUCAUAUUUUGGGUCCCAUCAAUGUCAAUACAUGACCUAAUUUAUUUCCAUAAUACCGCAUUCACCUACGUUGGGUCCGUAAUACUGAAUAUCAAUGCAUCAUUAGUUUUGUGCA
Molecule: messenger RNA, 2085 nt
Organism: Aegilops tauschii subsp. strangulata
Lineage: Eukaryota; Viridiplantae; Streptophyta; Magnoliopsida; Poales; Poaceae
Product: DEAD-box ATP-dependent RNA helicase 20
Molecular function (GO): RNA helicase activity; nucleic acid binding; ATP binding
Source: RefSeq, a predicted model, not a curated record